CGACGAAAGCACCGCUCGCUGCAAUUUGCAUUUACUACGACGCGUUGUAUUUCGACAAAAAUUCUAAUUAAGCCCCAUUAAGUUUAGUAUUAAAAAAAAAUAAUUAAACUAAUUAAAACUUGACCUUGUCUCGAAUUCGGACAACAAUUUCAAUUCGCAAUUUCAGUUUUUCUCUUUUCUGUGUGUUUCCACGUUUCGCACGUGUCUCCAUUUAUUUAUUGUACCCCCCCUAGCACCCCCUUCGACAGUGCUUAUUUUUUUGGUUCAAUUGAAAAAAAAUAAGACGACUGCCAACAAAUUCCCUAAGCUCCGAUUUGACCAAUUGACGGAACAUUAAUUGUGCCCAAAGUUAACAGAAAUCAAUUCAUUUUUUUUACGUGAAUAAAAUAACCUGAUCGAGCGUCUUACUUGGAUAAAUUAAAUAUGUUUUGUGCCCAUCUAUGAUUUUAUAAAUAAUUGUGUUAAAUAAUACAAAACAAAAUAAUAUUAAUAUAAAGAAAUUGUGUCCAUUGUGCAACUAUUGAAUAUACCAAGUCUACAAAUAAACUUACGAUCACAAUAAAUAAAUGCCUUUCGUCGAAAGAUUCGUACAAAUCCGUAAUUUUGUUAUGAACGUUUGUCUCGUCGAGGCCAUACAAUUCGUCCAGGAUCUCUCGCAUGCCAUUUGCUUGGACUUUCGGGGCCUAUUCAAUCUCAAAUAGAGUCGCGAACUGCUUUGCUUAACUCUCACACACACACACAGACAUACAUAC
Molecule: messenger RNA, 752 nt
Organism: Drosophila grimshawi
Lineage: Eukaryota; Metazoa; Arthropoda; Insecta; Diptera; Drosophilidae
Exons: 3
Coding region: 567-701 (44 amino acids)
Source: RefSeq, a predicted model, not a curated record